AUGCUCAAGUGGAUAGAGCCAACAAUCUUGAAGAAUAUCAUAAUAGAUGUGGCCUCUGCACUUCAUUAUCUUCACCAUCAGUGCUCAACACCCAUGAUUCACUGUGACAUAAAACCACAAAACAUUCUUCUUGAUGAAGAUCUCACAGCUCAUCUGAGUGAUUUCGGUUUGGUGAGACUCGUUCCUGGAUUCAGUAAUGCACCGGAACCACAUUUGUUUAGCUCAUUUGGAGUUAUGGGAACCAUUGGUUAUGCAGCUCCAGAAUAUGGCAUGGGUAGUCAGGUCUCCAUUUUAGGAGAUAUGUACAGUGUUGGGAUUCUGAUGUUGGAGAUAUUCACCGGAAGAAGACCCACAGACACUUGGUUCCAAGCAAGCUCUAGUCUCCACCACUUUGUGGAAACGGCAUUGCCAGAGAAAGUUAUGGAGAUUCUAGAUAAAACAGCUUUUCAUGGUGAGAUGAUGAGUAAACCAACCAAUGAAGAAUAAUACCGGGCCAGUAGCAAGAAAGACCAGAUGGAAUGCUUGGUUGGCAUACUUGAGAUUGGAGUUGCAUGUUCAGCCAAAUCCCCAAGAGACAGAUUGAACAUGAGACAAGUUUACAGUACGUUGACAUUAAUAAGAGAGAAAUUUCUAGCAGCAGAUGUAUGAAGAGGAGACUGAAGCCACAGGCUACAAGUUAAAGCAUUGGAUUCUAAGCUAGUCUUACAUUCUGUCAAUUUGGUAAGAAAAUGCUGUACUCUUGCUUAAAAAAUUGAAGCCUCUGUAGUAUUUUCACUUUUCAGCAUGCAGAAGAACUAAGGUAGUAUCAGAUUUGUUGAUAGUUAAUGGCUUUAGUUUACGAACAUCAGAUGUUCCUAUUUUCUACAUUAGGAAUUAAAGAUUCCGAUGCAUAUGGAAAACCAUGGAAAGGUAGAUACAGCCUAUCCCCGAAGUUGAUAAAACUAGUUAAUGCAGGUAACUGAGGGAGAAUUAUCUACGGAAUGUCUGAUUCAAUCAUUGUAUUGCAUAAUGAUAUUCAUACAAAUAAUAAAAAUUCAAAUCUCUGUUUGGUUAGCAAUUUUCAUCAACAAGAAACUGAAGAUUAGGUAAAUGUAAACAUCCUUUGAGGUUUAGAAUUUGCUUGAGAUUAUUUGAUUGAACUUUCUUUCAAAUAGAAUUAUGGGACUUCCACUUAAUAAUUAGUAACAUGUAAAGGUGGUUAAAAAUGACGUAAUGGAAAAGGGGUUAUCUCAAAGACAAAUUCUAUUACAUGUAUCCUUCCUAAGCCAUAUUCUGUAAUAUACAUGCAAACAAAUUAUUGGCGCAUACA
Messenger RNA from Capsicum annuum, 1309 nucleotides. Its product is annotated as probable LRR receptor-like serine/threonine-protein kinase At3g47570. NCBI's taxonomy places the organism in Eukaryota, Viridiplantae, Streptophyta, Magnoliopsida, Solanales, Solanaceae. Bases 1 to 486 code for a protein of 161 amino acids. Gene Ontology annotation, biological process: protein phosphorylation. Gene Ontology annotation, molecular function: ATP binding; protein kinase activity. The record is from RefSeq and is a predicted model, not a curated record. The transcript is spliced from 2 exons.